This is a messenger RNA of Frieseomelitta varia, 752 nucleotides long. RefSeq lists its product as uncharacterized. The record is from RefSeq and is a predicted model, not a curated record. Lineage: Eukaryota; Metazoa; Arthropoda; Insecta; Hymenoptera; Apidae. The transcript is spliced from 2 exons. The coding region runs from base 276 to 614 and encodes 112 amino acids.
GAUUUUAAUGGCAAUGAACGACUUGAUAAAAAAAAAGAAAAAAAAGUGUGAUUAUGCAACUUAUUCAUGUCUAGAGGCUGGAAGCCAGUUGUUGAGAGGCACUGCGUUACAAUGACACGCAACAGAAGGAACAAGAGGAUUAUCUGCUCAAUGAUAUUAGAUCUUCUCAAACGAGUCCUCAUUAAAACUUCUUGUUCUGAUGUUCGAACUCAUUAAACUCGAUUCUCGAUAUGAUUACCGCCGUAAAUCAUUGUUAUUAAGAUUUCCAUGCGCAGAUGGCGCAGGAAAUAAACAAGGAAUACACCAUCCGGUUUGAAACCCAUCUUCCUAGCAUUGACAAGCAUAUUCCUACCAUAAUGCUUCUGUGUCUAAUGGUACAGUCUAAUCUGAAUUGUUGUCCACGCGAGCCAAGAAGCAAAAAUAGCCAUUGUGACUUCCUUAUGGGAUGCCUACACUUUGAAGUGGCCUUUGCCCGACCAGUGUAUGUUCCCUCAGCUUCGAUAUUAGCACUCAUUAUCUACUUUUUUAUCACCUGCGAUUACAUGGUUCACCAGUGGACGACGAUCGAUGCUGCAACAGCGACGAAUAAUAAAUUACCGCUUCUCGUAAUUUAGUUUCAUAGCACUGAUGUCCUCAACACCUUCCGUUAAACUUUGCAGCGUCUCCGUAUAAUUUGUAAGCUCUCUUUCUUUCACAUGGUGAAAGGUACUUUAAUAUGAUAAUUCUAGACUAUUUAAUGUGUUGUUAUAUUC